AUGCAGUUGUCGCAGCAUCUCGACCGUGCCGCGGCGCGGCCUGAGAGGCCUCCGCCGUUGCCGGCCCGCUCCGUGCUCGUUCCCAGAUCGACGUCAUUGUCUUCGGGAGCCACCGCUGGGGCUGUGAUCGGCUCCGUCGUCGGCGCCCUCUUGCUGGCAUUGUGCCUCUUCCCCUUCAUUGUCCGUGCAAGGCGCCGAUGGCUCACGCGCCAUGAUGACGGUGCCGGCCUGGCCGAGAUGGGGCAGAGCCCCGGAGGCCCCAUCGCCGAUGACGUCGGCCACGACCAUGAUGGCCGGUCGUCGUCGUCUAAGAGAUACUCAAAGGAGCGCAUCUCCCCCAGUCCUGACUCGGCCCUCGACACCAGCCCCGGCACAACAGUCACUACUACCCCCGACCACCAACAGUCGUCGGCGACCACAUCUGUCACAGCAACAAGUGGUCAAGAAGGUCAGCAACGCUCCGCCUCACCAGACCAGAAGCUCGGAGCUGCUUCUCAGGGCUUACCAUCACCUAUAUCACCUGUUUCUCCCGAGUCUCCAACACCAACCGACGGUCAGGCACCUUUGCCUCAAGGAACGUCGGUACCUCAUCCUCUCACAGCCACUCCAUCUCGAACGCUUUCCAAGGGUACCGUCGGCCAGCUUAGUCGUAGCGACUCAUACGCCCCUCAGCAAAUAACCUCAACAGGCAUCACAGAAGAGCCUGAAUCUAUUGACGAGUCCUCUGCUACGCCUGCUCAGGGGCGCUUUCCUCACCUCAGAGAUUCAUUUCGCAAUCUCAUCAGCGGCCGUCAGUCCACGCGGAAGGGUACAAAAUCCUCACGGAAGGAGAGCAAGCGGAGUUCUCCGACCGUCACCAGCGCCCACACAACACGGUCGCCCUCUGUCCUCACUGUUGACUUAUUCCCGGCUUCAGACCAAUCCGCAGUCCCAGCGGCAUCUGAUCCUUUGCUCACGUACGACCCGAAUCUGAAGGGUCUGAACUGGAGCUACUACAACGAAGCGCAGGCACUGGAUGCUGAGAUUGCCGAAAUCCUCGGUCACUCACUAGAUUCGACUCAACCCGCCCCGGCCUUUGCGCCUCAGACUAGCAUCCCGACGUCGGUCCCCCUUGGUCCCAACGCUGGGCUCGACACUUCACUCGAGAGCUCUUCUAUGAACUUGGGCCUUACGGCCGAACCUGACUCUUUUCUGUCCGAUAGCGGUAACCAGGCAGUGACAACUGCUCCUCCCACGUUCGGCGGACAACAGGCUUUCAACCUCAGCACUACGAGCUCCUCCGCUCCGCAGCGUUCCGAUACACUUUCGGAGCCCCCCCUGUUCCUGGCGGAUCUUGCCGCUCCCCCCUCUCUUCAGUACGCCAACAACGGUCCGAGUGGCAAUCCCAUGGAUCUAAUGUUACCAACAAAUUCGACAGAGAACGCCUGGCGCCUGGAGCAUGAGAUCAACAAGAUGAUCCAGAACUCUCCCCAGAUGCCUCUUGACACCCUCUCACCGCUAUCGAGCACUCUUGACAACGCCCAGUGUGGCGUCUCUGUCACCGGUCCCAAGCCAGAUCUCCAGGUUCCGUUUCAAACACCAUACCAGACCCCCUCACCAUACCAGUCACCACUUCCUGGAAUGAUGGAUCGUGGCAGUGAUGCUGGUGCCGGUAUGCAAACUCACGACGCAACAACAGGCUUCUGCCAACCGGCACUGACGGCGGUGGUCAACGAUUACACAACCCCUCCUCCUUCAAAUGUCAAUUCCCUGCAGAACACCCCUGACACACAACCACUACCAUAUCCUGGAUCCCCAUCUUCACAGGGUGACUUGGACAUGCCAGUCAGCAAUGCCCAACCGUUCGGCGUGACACAAGCUGGGUUUAUGCCUGCUCCAUCACAAGGGCUCCCUCCUGACCCUUCAUCAAACCCCUCAUCAGCCCUUUCACCAUCACCAGCGCCAGCAAUCACCAUAUCCCCAGGGAGUGCAGCAAGUUUGUCUCCUAAUCCAUCGGCCAGGCCAUCACCAGCACCAUCUCUAGGGCGGUCUGCCAACCGGCCAGAGGAUGGCUAUAUCUGCAAGUAUUGUGGUACUGUCAAGAGUACCAUGUAUGAGUUCAACCAUCAUCUGAGGUACCACAAGCGGCCCUUCCCUUGCGAGUACCCCGGCUGCGACCGCAGCUUCGGCACUAUCACGCAUCUCAAGCGGCACAUCAACGACCGGCACUGCAAGACGCGCCGUUACUUCUGCACCGUGCCGGACUGCCCUUACUCACGCCAGGGUGGCAAGUCGUUCCCGCGCAAGGAUAACUGGCGCCGGCACAUGAAGAAUAAGCAUCAGAUCGAUCCGGACACCGGGCCGGAUGCUGAUUUCAGCGAGGACGGCGCCAUGGAUACCACGGCGACAUGA
Messenger RNA from Thermochaetoides thermophila DSM 1495, 2391 nucleotides. RefSeq lists its product as uncharacterized. The coding region runs from base 1 to 2391 and encodes 796 amino acids. The transcript is spliced from 2 exons. Gene Ontology annotation, molecular function: RNA polymerase II cis-regulatory region sequence-specific DNA binding; DNA-binding transcription factor activity, RNA polymerase II-specific. The record is from RefSeq and is a predicted model, not a curated record. Gene Ontology annotation, biological process: regulation of transcription by RNA polymerase II. Gene Ontology annotation, cellular component: transcription regulator complex; PcG protein complex. Lineage: Eukaryota; Fungi; Ascomycota; Sordariomycetes; Sordariales; Chaetomiaceae.